Molecule: messenger RNA, 682 nt
Organism: Staurois parvus
Lineage: Eukaryota; Metazoa; Chordata; Amphibia; Anura; Ranidae
Source: the annotation of a GenBank genome assembly
AUGACGUCCACUUGGUGGCUGCUACUUUUAGGGGCUGCUUUGUCACACGUGACGGUCGCACAGGAGCAGCCGUUGCCUGACGAUGAGGACUCAUUGCCUGAUGACGGAGAUCUUUAGUAGUACACUGAAGAGAACACAGAUAAUCCGCAGUAUUCUCCGCAGGAUUGAAGAGGAACAGACUGAGAAAGACUCUGAGUCUCCUGCUCUGGAAUGGAUCUCCAAACGGCAGCACCCAGGGAAAAGGUUCCUUGAUGAGGUGGAGAAGAGACAACACCCAGGCAAACGAGAGGAAGGGGAGUGGAAUCUGGAGCUGUCCAAGAGGCAACAUCCUGGAAGGAGAUCCCCUACUGAUAUCUCCAAGAGGCAGCACCCCGGCAAACGCGGACUGGCCUAUGCCAAGCGCCAACAUCCAGGCAAGAGAGGUUUGGAUGAGGAGGAAGAUAUGGAUUUUGGAGACUUCCAAGAGGUAGACAAACGACAACACCCAGGUAAGAGGUACACAGAGCCAGAGAACGUAGACUACGUGCCACCAUGUGAAGGACCUGACCCGUUCAACUGCAGCAAAGGAAGUCUUUUGUUGGAGCUUCUAGACAAUGUCAACAGGAGCCGACAGGAGGAAAAGCGACAGCAUCCUGGACGGAGGUCAACUUGGGAAGCAGAAGUCCCUGUAGCUCAGGAAUGA